GUGGCCCACAUGAAGAGCAAAGACAAUCGGAUCAAGCUGAUGAACGAAAUUCUCAAUGGGAUCAAAGUGCUAAAGCUUUAUGCCUGGGAGCUGGCAUUCAAGGACAAGGUGCUGGCCGUCAGGCAGGAGGAGCUGAAGGUGCUGAAGAAGUCUGCCUACCUGUCGGCCGUGGGCACCUUCACCUGGGUCUGCACGCCCUUCCUGGUGGCCCUGUGCACAUUUGCCGUCUACGUGACCAUUGACAAGAACAACAUCCUGGAUGCCCAGACAGCCUUCGUGUCUUUGGCCUUGUUCAACAUCCUCCGGUUUCCCCUGAACAUUCUCCCCAUGGUCAUCAGCAGCAUCGUGCAGGCGAGUGUCUCCCUCAAACGCCUGAGGAUCUUUUCUCCCAUGAGGAGCUGGAACCUGACAGCAUCGAGCGACGGCCUGUCAAAGACAGGGGGGCACGAACAGCAUCACCGUGAGGAAUGCCACAUUCACCUGGGCCAGGGGCGACCCUCCCACGCUGAAUGGACGCGGAUCUUGGUCAUGCACAGCAUGAGCUACUUGCCACAGGUGGAUGUCAUCAUUGUCAUGAGUGGCGGCAAGAUCUCUGAGAUGGGCUCCUACCAGGAGCUGCUGGCCCAAGACGGUGCCUUCGCUGAGUUCCUGCGUACCUAUGCCAGCACAGAGCAGGAGCAGGACCCAGAGGAGAACGGUAGGGGCAGCCCCAGGGUUCCUCCCGCUCGGGGUGUCUGGCGCCUUGAAGGGCCACAUUGGCCUCUUUGAGGUUGCCACCAGCCACUCGGGGAAGGCGGCUCAUCAGGGCAUGAGGGUGGGAGCUGGAUGGAGCCCCCUAAAGAAACAACGUGGAAAACCACCUUAGUCCCUGCAGCGCUGAAUUGAGAGAGUCUCGGUGCUUUAUGGCCAGGGGACGGGAGCACCAGGCUUCAGCUCAGCUGACCUCAGGGCAGGGUCUAGUGCCUUCCUGGAACACAACCUUGGACCUGAUGAGUUUCAGGGUCCUUA
Nomascus leucogenys (northern white-cheeked gibbon) is the source of this 1008-nucleotide messenger RNA. RefSeq names its product multidrug resistance-associated protein 1-like. The annotation marks the transcript as partial. The record is from RefSeq and is a predicted model, not a curated record. Gene Ontology annotation, biological process: glutathione transmembrane transport; xenobiotic transport. The transcript has 5 exons. Gene Ontology annotation, cellular component: basolateral plasma membrane. Lineage: Eukaryota; Metazoa; Chordata; Mammalia; Primates; Hylobatidae. Gene Ontology annotation, molecular function: ABC-type xenobiotic transporter activity; ATP binding; glutathione transmembrane transporter activity.